Molecule: messenger RNA, 1427 nt
Organism: Cuscuta epithymum
Lineage: Eukaryota; Viridiplantae; Streptophyta; Magnoliopsida; Solanales; Convolvulaceae
Source: the annotation of a GenBank genome assembly
AUUUUUGUGUAUAAAUAGAUCCCCAUCACAACUACCAAGACUCAAACUCACUCUCCCACAAAAUAACUACUUGCUGAUUCUUCAUCUUCCUCUUCAUCAAGCUCAUCCAUGGCUGCUCCUUCACCACAACUCUCUCUUCUGUUUCUCUUCUCAAUUCUAAGCUUUUGCUUCCAUCUCACCUCUGCUGACUAUGGAAGCUGGGAAACUGCACAUGCUACUUUCUAUGGUGGUGGGGAUGCUUCUGGAACAAUGGGGGGUGCGUGUGGAUAUGGCAACUUAUACAGAACCGGAUAUGGAACCAACAUAGCGGCCCUGAGCACGGCUCUAUUCAACAACGGCUUAGCCUGCGGCUCAUGCUACGAGCUCAUGUGUAAUGGGCCUUAUUGCAACCCCGGGUCCAUCACCAUCACGGCCACCGACUUCUGCCCGCCCAACCCAUCCGAGGCCAGCGACCACGGCGGGUGGUGCAACCCGCCGCGGGCCCACUUCGACAUGGCCGAGCCGGCAUACUUGCAAAUCGCAAUAUACCGCGCCGGCAUUGUCCCGGUGAACUACCGCCGGGUGCCGUGUCGGAAGAAGGGAGGGAUCCGGUUCACGAUCAACGGGCACACGUACUUCAAUUUGGUUCUAGUGACUAACGUCGGCGGGUUCGGGGACGUCCACGCAGUAGCGAUCAAGGGCUCGAGGGGCGGGUGGCAACAAAUGUCGAGAAAUUGGGGGCAAAAUUGGCAAAGUAACUCCGUUUUGGACGGUCAAAGUCUUUCUUUUCAGGUCACCACCGGCGACGGCAGGACGAUCACCAGCAACAACGUUGCGCCACCAAAUUGGCAAUUUGGUCAAACCUUUGAAGGAUCUCAGUUUUAAAUAAAUUUACCAUUUUACCCCAUAAAAAACUCAAAAAGUGAUUUUUAAAGCUUUCUGUUAUUUUUACUACUAGUAGUAGUGUUACAAAUGACACUCAGUCACCCACCCUGUAAAAUUACCACUAUACCCUCACUUAUAUGAUUACCACCAUUCAUUCAUGUAAAGGUAUAAUGGUAAUUUGAUAGGAAAAUGUACACUAUGAAGUAAGCCAGGCCACGGGGUCCUUCUAGCAUUUAACUUCUGUGGCAGUGGUGGUUAAUACUACCCGCUUUGAGGGGCCUAAUGGUCUAUACAUUUUAGUACCAUUAUAUUUACAUAUUCUGAACAAAUAGUUUAGAAACUAUUUAUUUAAGUUAUUUAGAAAUCUUGUAAGCUGAGCCUCUAAAAAAAUAGGUUCAGGGCUACAAUGUGUGUGAAUUGUGAUAUAUUUUGUAACCAAAGUUGGAACAUUAUUAUAGUGUAUGAUUUAAAUUUAAAUUAUGUCGGAUGCCUUGUUAGCCUAUAAAUUUAUAAUACUUCUUUACUUCAUUUAUUUGAAUUAAUGGUACAUGAUGUCUGGAGUA